This is a messenger RNA of Limanda limanda (common dab), 1259 nucleotides long. It is a transcript of the gene evlb, whose product is annotated as Enah/Vasp-like b. Gene Ontology annotation, biological process: actin polymerization or depolymerization; positive regulation of actin filament polymerization; protein homotetramerization. The record is from RefSeq and is a predicted model, not a curated record. The transcript has 13 exons. Gene Ontology annotation, cellular component: cytoskeleton. Gene Ontology annotation, molecular function: actin binding; profilin binding; SH3 domain binding. Lineage: Eukaryota; Metazoa; Chordata; Actinopteri; Pleuronectiformes; Pleuronectidae. The coding region runs from base 1 to 1227 and encodes 408 amino acids.
AUGGACAUCAACCUUCAGUCUCACAGAUUUUACUUCCCCCAGAUCUACUGUGCUGAACCGGGGGCUCAGCCGCAGCUAGCUGAGUUCACAGUCAGUGAACAGAGUAUCUGCCAGGCGCGGGCCUCUGUCAUGGUCUACGAUGACACCAGUAAGAAGUGGGUGCCCAUAAAGCCUGGACAGCAGGGAUUCAGCCGCAUCAACAUCUACCACAACACUGCCAACAACACGUUCAGAGUGGUGGGCGUCAAGCUGCAGGACCAGCAGGUGGUAAUCAACUACUCCAUAGUUAAGGGGCUCAAGUACAACCAGGCCACCCCGACCUUCCACCAGUGGCGCGAUGCCAGACAGGUCUACGGCCUCAAUUUCGCCAGCAAAGAGGAGGCCACCACCUUCUCCAACGCCAUGCUCUUUGCCCUCAACGUCCUCAGUGCUCAGGAUGGAGGUCCAGCUGUCCAGCGCCAAGUCCAGAAUGGGCCGACUUCAGAUGAGAUGGAAGUUCAGAGAGCGAGGCAGAUGAUGGAGCAGCAGCAGCAGAUGCAGGCGCACUUGGAGCGGGAGCGACGGUCCUCCAACUCAGGUUCUCCUUUCCAAGGCCACCCUGCUGUGCUCUCUGUGGCCCCACCAGUAGUACCUCCCCCAAUGAACAUGGGCGGCCCUCCUCCCCCUCCGCCACCGCCGGGACCUCCACCACCCUCGGCGGGGGCGCCCCAGCCUCCUCUCCCACCGCCACUACCCAUGGGCGAUGGGGGGGACGGGGAUGAGUCGCCUGGGCAGACGGGACUCGCCGCGAUGAUCGCUGGAGCCAAACUGCGCCGCGUUCAAAGACCUGAGGACAGCUCCUCAAGCGCCAAAAACGAUGCCAACAGAACGAGUGGAGGCAGCGGAGGACUGAUGGAGGAGAUGAACGCUCUGUUGGCACGAAGAAGGAAAUUAGCCUCAGAGAAGCCGGAGGACAGCCAAAACGAUGAUCCAAAUUGUCCGUCACCCAACACCCGGGGUGGACAGAACGCCACAGAUGGUGCAAAAAAGCCGUGGGACCGAGCCAACUCUGCAGACAGGUCCAUGGUCUCAAGGGUACGGCCCGUGGGGAGUGGCAGUGACACAGACGCAGACCUCGAUAGAAUGAAACAGGAAAUCUUGGAAGAGGUGUUCCGUGAAUUGCACAAAGUAAAGGAGGAAAUCAUCGAUGCCAUUAGACAUGAACUCAGUCGAAUUAGUACGACAUAAUGUCUUAGAGCUGCUCCCCGACAUGAACCACC